AAAUAUUAGGAUCGGAACAUCGAAGGUAUCAGUCGUCAGUCGUCCGUCAGUCUAACAUCAUAUCAAAAGUUAUACAUAUCCGCACCAUUUCAAAAUGAGCAUCAAAAUGUCGUUAUUCGCGCUUGUCGCAUGUUCUCUCGCAGUCGUCUCCGUCGCCGCACCGUCUGGGUUGCCUUUAGCGUUUUCGUCUCCGAUCGUCGCACCCGCACCCGUGGUCACCGCGUACAGUUCGCAGUACGUGGCGAGGAACUACAACGGGAUCGCCGUCGCACCAGCCGUCGUCCCGUCCGCAGCUUACUACGGAUACCCUCAAGUUUACGCACCCGCCGCGUCCUACACUGCAGGGUUACCUUUGGUCGAGGACUAUCUCUUCAAAUAACUUAGUGACUCUAAGUAUUUAAUACGUCUUCGCCGGUUGUUCUUGCGGCCAUUGAAAACACCGUCACCGUGCUUCUAUUUUCUACUCUAUCACACGAUUACUCUUUGCAACAUAAUACAUUAUCAAUGUAAAGAAAAAAUAAAUAAAUUAUAAAAAUAAACUUAAAAAAUAUUAAAUUUUAA
Sipha flava (yellow sugarcane aphid) is the source of this 561-nucleotide messenger RNA. RefSeq lists its product as uncharacterized. Bases 95 to 379 code for a protein of 94 amino acids. The transcript has 2 exons. The record is from RefSeq and is a predicted model, not a curated record. NCBI's taxonomy places the organism in Eukaryota, Metazoa, Arthropoda, Insecta, Hemiptera, Aphididae.